AUGUCGGGACACUUGUCGUCCAAGGGGCCUCGGGGACCUAUCUUUGACAUUUAUGUUCAGCCCGUCUUCAUUCCAGACGCAGCCACAAAAGCCGAGGAUGAUGGAGGAGAUGGCUGGGAUGACUUCGACCUAGAGGACAGCAAGCCAAAGGUUGCCGAGAUGGCUGGGGCAACUUCUGCCCAGGAACAGAAGCUGCAGGCCAGCCUGGUGAAGAACCAAGAGCUGCAGGAGCAGCUGGACACGCUGACAGCUGAGAAGCAAGCGUUUGAGAUGCAGUCAGCGGAACACGAGUCAGCUUCUGCGCGUGUGGCAGAGUUGGAGCAGGAACUUCGGAUGGCUGGGGCAAUGUCUGCCCAGGUGGCGCAGUACGACCACAUGAAGAUGGAAAUGGAACAGAAACUGGAGCAGACGGCUGCGAGGAACCAGAUGCUGCAGGACUAUGGGCGUGGAUAUGCAACUGAUGCUGGGAUUCGGCUGACCGGAUGGCCGAAGGAGCAGCUGAACACACUGACAGCUGAGAAGAACCAAGCAUCGGAGAUGCCGCCUGGAAGCAGCGGCAUUCGAAGAGGGACGGAUCUUGA
Messenger RNA from Cladocopium goreaui, 581 nucleotides. NCBI's taxonomy places the organism in Eukaryota, Dinophyceae, Suessiales, Symbiodiniaceae. The record is from the annotation of a GenBank genome assembly.